AUGACAAGAGACCGACACUUAAAUCUCUCGGACAUAUCUAUCAAAACACUGUAUAUAUCUUUUUAUAUUUGUCUGUUCCGAUCUAACUUUGUCUAUUUUUCUUUUCCUAUCUAUCCUUUGUAUAUCUAUAUAUCUAUUUUUUUGUAUAUUUAUCUGUUCUCAUCUAUCUUUUGUAUAUUUGUUACUGUCUUUUAUAUAUUCGUCUGUUACUAUCUAUCAUAUAUUUGGUUGUUCCUACCUAUCUAUUGUAUUUUUCUCUGUUUCUAUCUAUCUUUUGUAUAUUUGACUGUACCUAUCUACCCAUCUAGCUAUCUUUUGUAUAUUUUUCUGUUCGCAUCUAUCUUUAGUAUGUUUGUCUGGUCCUAUGUAUCCUAUCUGUUGCGCUUUUGUCCGUUCCCCUGUUUCUAUCUUUUACUUCAGCCACCUGUUCCUCAUACCGAAGCAUCUUUCUUUCGUGAGCCUCUUCAAUCCCUUCUUCCGAAGACACUGUCAACUCGCCAAGCAGCAGAUGUUGCUUCUCGAUAUCAAUUAACACUAGAUCCUGAAGACAGAAUCACCUCCACUGGCAGUGUAGCAUCAACCAACACUCUCCACUUCCUUGAGUCCACCUACCUGGUCGUCUGUCUUGUGUCAGUCAUAUCUUGCUUCAGAAAGGCAAUCAUUCGUAGUAUAUAUUAA
Molecule: messenger RNA, 678 nt
Organism: Acanthosepion pharaonis
Lineage: Eukaryota; Metazoa; Mollusca; Cephalopoda; Sepiida; Sepiidae
Source: the annotation of a GenBank genome assembly